Penicillium diatomitis is the source of this 327-nucleotide messenger RNA. RefSeq lists its product as uncharacterized. The transcript is spliced from 2 exons. The record is from RefSeq and is a predicted model, not a curated record. Bases 1 to 327 code for a protein of 108 amino acids. Lineage: Eukaryota; Fungi; Ascomycota; Eurotiomycetes; Eurotiales; Aspergillaceae.
AUGGCCAACGAGGAGCGUACCCGUUACUACCAAGACUGGGAGAACUACUUUCCGGCCUCGGAACAGAAGACCGGCGAGCAAGACUCAACAAUCACUGAUGUACGUACCCAGAACGCUGCGCAGGACCUGAGAGUCGCCGCAUUCGCGCACGGGAGAAGGCGAAAAGCACAUGGACAGAUCAGACUGCCGAUUCAGGCGAUCGUGCAUGGAUGCGAUGUUAUUUCGGACGCCCACAUACUUCUUGACACGCGUCCAGCAGAGGAGACGCACUUCUUCGAGAUGACUGCCCUGGCCAAGGACAAAAGUGUCCGAGGCAUAGAGAAAUGA